Molecule: messenger RNA, 789 nt
Organism: Phytophthora nicotianae INRA-310
Lineage: Eukaryota; Oomycota; Peronosporomycetes; Peronosporales; Peronosporaceae
Exons: 2
Coding region: 1-753 (250 amino acids)
Biological process (GO): carbohydrate transport
Cellular component (GO): membrane
Molecular function (GO): sugar transmembrane transporter activity
Source: RefSeq, a predicted model, not a curated record
AUGUCCAAGGAUUUCGCAAUUCUGGUUUUUCGAGUUCUCGCUGGAGUGGCAACAAUUGGGUUGGCGUCCAGUCCAUCGUUGCUCAUGCACCGUAUUUACAAACAGAAGCACGUCGGAGUGACUUCCGUUGUCCCUCUAGCUUCACUACUUGGCAGUUCACACAUUUGGAUGGUCUACGGCUACCUCACCAAAAACUACUUCCCACUGGUUUCCUGUUUCCUGUACGGAGAAUGCUGUGCCAUCGUCUAUCUGUCGAUCUACUGCUAUUAUUCAACGGACAAACAAUGCGUGUUUCGCGUUCUGGCUGCCGUUCUCACUAUCGUUGCUUUCGUUACCAUCUACGCCAUCGUCGGUAGUCUGGGGUACACGGGUCAGUCCACUUCAAGUAUCAACACUACAAUGGGGCUGAUUGCCGAUUGCGGAGGAGUGUUUCUGUACGGCGCACCAAUGGAGAAAUUGUUCCAAGUCCUCAAACACAAGUCUGCAGUCUUCAUCAACGUGCACAUGGUGAUUGCUGGACUGGCAAGCAACCUCCUCUGGCUCACGUACGGAGUCUUGAUCACGAACCCGUUUAUCAUGUCUUUGAACGCCCUCUUCUUGACGAUCAACGUGUUCACGUUACUCGUUUAUCGGCUCUACGAUCCACACACACACCCGCUCGUGGACGACUCGAUCUCCGACGAUAUAACCGUGUGCAUCGAGAUCCUCAGCCCUGUAUACACGACAACGCCAUCACCGCUGGCUGCAAAAUAGUAAUACAAGUUGAGAGUCACUGCUUAAUGUAAAAAA